Fundulus heteroclitus (mummichog) is the source of this 1367-nucleotide messenger RNA. Its product is annotated as zinc finger BED domain-containing protein 4-like. The transcript has 2 exons. The coding region runs from base 43 to 882 and encodes 279 amino acids. Lineage: Eukaryota; Metazoa; Chordata; Actinopteri; Cyprinodontiformes; Fundulidae. Gene Ontology annotation, molecular function: protein dimerization activity. The record is from RefSeq and is a predicted model, not a curated record.
UUACUGCAAGAUGUCCAAGUAAGAUGGAAUAGUACACUCUACAUGAUGCAGAGCCUCCUCGGCCAAAAGCGCACCUUGAGCGUUUAUGCUGCAGAGCACAACCUCCCAGCUACUCUAACAGUGAACCAGUGGGGACUGAUGGAGAGGGCGGUUGAAAUCUUAGCUCCAUUCGAGGAGCUAACAAGAGCUGUCAGCGCUGAAACAGCCACUACAGCUGACGUGAUUCCUGCAAUUGCAGCCCUGAAGCGUGUUCUUUCCAGAGAGCAGGCCACUGAUGAAGGAGUUAAGACUAUGAAAAGGACCCUAUUGGAGGCAGUGGAACGACGUUUCAGCCACGUUGAAAGUGAUCCACUGUAUUCUGUGGCAUCAUUGGUGGAUCCAAGAUAUAAAGACAGAUACUUUGCAGAUCCUAAUAGCUUAGGGCCUGCCAAAGACGCUCUCAUUAGAGAGGUGGAGAAGAUGGAGGAGUUAAAGAAAGCCAGCAGUGAUGUGCCAGAAGAGCAACAGUCUAGCAAGAAGCCACGUCUCAGCACAGACACCAGCCUUGGCAGUGUGUUUGAAGAGAUCCUGCAAGAGAGUGAGCAGGAAAGGCGAUCUGUGACUUCUUCAUCUGUACUGGUUCAGGUGCAAACUUACCUCACUGAGCAAACCAUUGUACGGUCUGCAAACCCUUUGACUUAUUGGAGGGACAAUGCUGCCCGAUUUCCCUCACUGGUGGGAAUUGCACAGAGGUAUCUCUCUGCCCCAUGCACAAGUGUGGACAGCGAGAGAUUCUUCAGCGCUGUGUCCAACAUAAUGGACGAAAAGAGAAACCGUCUGUCAGCUGACAGGGUUGAGAAGCUAGUGUUUCUUAACAAGAAUCUUCAUUUCACUUUAAAAUGACUGAAUUAAGAUAUGUGAGUGAGGCAUAACUGGAAAGAGCUUUGUGGUUAUUAUAACUAAGUAUUCAGGUUUGGUUGUUUAGUUGUUUUUAGGGCUACGUAUGUGUUUGUUCAUGACUGAAAAAUGGUCUUGGUGAUUUGAUCAUGUUUCAGUGAUCAUGCUACUUUUAAGUUACAGUCCUAAAGUUUUGAAUUCAUUUGAAUUCUGUUUACUUACUUUUUAAGUUGGAUUGAGAUGUUUGAAAUUCAUUUACUGAAUUGUGACUAUUUGUCAAUCUGUUUACACAACAUUUAAGAUGAGCAAAAGCACUUUAUAUUUGCUCAGUGGUCAGUGCACUUUAUUUUUAUUGACUUUAUGGCAGCCUAUGUUAAGCACUUAUAAGCUAGAAGUGGAUCUUGCAUAGCACUUUCUUUUUGACAAUACUGUACCAAGUAAGUAUUUUUCUUUUUACUUUUGUCUAAAACAUUAAAUUGAAGCUGACCUUU